AUGAGCACCGCAGACAGAAAGCCUACUUCUUUGAAAUACAGGAUAGGCAAGGUGAAACAGAUACCGACAGUUGUGAAGGAUGAAAAGUCUGGGUUAGAAAGUAUACAGAUUCCCAGCAGGGAAAAUGAACCCGUGUACGGUGUGACCAACUUUUUGAACAAUUAUAGAGAAGAAGAGAAAUUAGGACAAGGGACUUUUGGGGAGGUUUUCAAGGGAAUCCACCUAGGUACGAACAGGAAAGUUGCCAUCAAGAGAAUUUUGGUUCGUGCGGAAAAGGACUUGUUUCCCAUUACAGCUCAAAGAGAGAUUACGAUUCUCAAGCGCAUGAAUCAUAAAAAUAUCGUGAAGUUGAUUGAAAUCGUCUACGAUGAGUCUCCAACGCCCAAGACCGACACCAACGGUCCUCAUCCGGUAGGAAACUACAAUAACAAUAAUACAAAUCCUCCCAAGCUAAUAACGGGGAAACACUUCUUCAUGAUAUUGCCUUAUAUGGUGUCCGAUCUAACGGGUCUUUUGCACAAUCCAAGGGUUCAGUUCGACAUGGGAGAUGUGAAGAACAUAAUGUUGCAGCUAUUUGAAGGUAUCAACUAUAUUCACUGCAACAAAUUUUUACAUCGAGACAUUAAGACUGCUAAUAUUUUGAUAGACCACAAGGGGGUCGUCAAGAUUGCUGAUUUCGGAUUGGCGAGAAACUAUUUUGGAUCCCCACCCAAUCUCAAGUUCCCCGGAGGGGCAGGGUCUGGUGCUAAGUACACAUCCGUGGUGGUUACUCGCUGGUACAGAGCACCGGAAAUUGUGUUGGGUGACAGAUACUAUACAACAGCUGUUGAUAUAUGGGGUAUAGGUUGCGUGUUCGCGGAGUUCUUCGAAAAAAAACCAAUAUUGCAAGGUCAAACGGAUAUCGAUCAAGGACACGUUAUUUUCAAAUUGAUGGGAACUCCAUCCAUGGAGGAAUGGGCCCUUGCAUACCAUCUACCAGGAUCAGAAUUAACAAAGACAAAUUAUAAAAGAACUUUAAACGACCGUUUCUCGAGGCAUUUAAAUGAAACGGGAUUGGAUCUACUUUCCAAACUAUUGGCUCUAGAUCCUUACAAGAGAAUUACGGCUAUGAUGGCAAAAAGGCAUCCUUUCUUUACCGAAGAGCCUCUUCCAAGCUCCAUGAUCAAGUUACCUAACGAAGAAUCUCAUGAAUCUGACAUUAAAAGGUAUAAAAACGAACUGAAUGAAGCAAUGACUCAACGGCCGCCAUCGGCUCCCGCAGGACACAACUCAACAGACAAUUCUAUAAGAUCUGUAUCGGGUACGGUAUUCCCUAAAGAAGGAACCACACCAAAAGUUAUCAGAGCUGACCUUCCGAAGCCUAGCAUUCCUGUACAACCUGGUCCUUCUAGGUACAAUGCGUCGGUUACAGUACCACCAACAGUGCCAAUGCCAGUACCAUCGCGCUCUGUUCCAAAACAACCUGCUGGUAUAACUUUACCAAAGGGUCCAAAGAAUGGCGCUCCUUCGGGCCCUCAUAGGUUACCUCCUAAUCCAAGGGGCACUUUCCCAUCGAAGUACCCUGUGGAAUCGAGAUUUGGUCCAAACACCAGAAUUACCACCGAAUCUUAUAAUGCCGGAAAGAGAUACCAGAGCAGGUGGGAUGGUGGGGCAGAAAGAGAAAAGGGUUAUCGUAGUAAGCCUUACGGAUCAUCGAAUGAGAGAGGACAUUAUCAAUCAGAACAAAUACCAUCCGGACCUAGACCUAAUUCAUACCCUAACAGGUACCAUAAUCGUGAUUAUAAUCAAAUGCAUCAUACAGGAAGUUCUCACAAUACAUAUAAUGAGUACAAGCCUCAUAGCAGCAGUAAUACUAACAAUAGUUACGGUAUCAAGCGAAGAUACAAUAGAACGUCGGAUGCUGACACAGCUCAGGAUCCAAAUCAACAAAAUACACGGGCUAACCAGUCCCAUACGGAUGCAUCGAAUUCUGAAGAUGUGAAGCCAAAAGAUGUUGCAGACUACUACUGA
Molecule: messenger RNA, 2010 nt
Organism: Kluyveromyces marxianus DMKU3-1042
Lineage: Eukaryota; Fungi; Ascomycota; Saccharomycetes; Saccharomycetales; Saccharomycetaceae
Gene: SGV1
Product: cyclin-dependent serine/threonine protein kinase SGV1
Exons: 1
Coding region: 1-2010 (669 amino acids)
Biological process (GO): protein phosphorylation
Cellular component (GO): nucleus
Molecular function (GO): ATP binding; cyclin-dependent protein serine/threonine kinase activity
Source: RefSeq, a predicted model, not a curated record